Euleptes europaea (tarantolino) is the source of this 997-nucleotide messenger RNA. RefSeq names its product tetraspanin 15 (gene TSPAN15). The record is from RefSeq and is a predicted model, not a curated record. The transcript is spliced from 8 exons. Lineage: Eukaryota; Metazoa; Chordata; Lepidosauria; Squamata; Sphaerodactylidae. Gene Ontology annotation, cellular component: membrane. Bases 3 to 890 code for a protein of 295 amino acids.
GGAUGGCGGCGGGGGACUCGGAGCAGGUCCGCUACUGCGCGCGCUUCUCCUACUUGUGCCUCAAGUUCACCCUCGUCACCUACUCCACCGUGUUUUGGUUGCUCGGAGGAUUUGUCCUAGCUGUUGGUAUUUAUGCAGAAAUUGAAAGACAGAAGUACAAGACCCUUGAAAGUGCCUUUUUAGCUCCAGCACUUAUUCUAAUACUCCUGGGCAUUAUAAUGUUCCUCGUUUCCUUUGUGGGUGUAUUAGCUUCUUUAAGGGACAACUUAUGCCUUCUUCAAGCUUUCAUGUACAUCUUGGGCAUUUGUUUGCUGAUUGAAUUAAUUGGUGGAGUUAUGGCCUUGCUCUUUAGAAACAAGACAAUUGACUUUUUAAAUGAAAACAUUGGAAAAGGAAUUGAGAAUUACUACGAUGACUUGGACUUCAAAAACAUAAUGGAUUUUGUUCAAAAGCAGUUCAAAUGCUGUGGUGGAAAAGAUUACACAGAUUGGGCCCAGAAUCAGUACCACAACUGUGCUGCACCAGGACCGCUAGCCUGUGGAGUUCCUUAUACCUGUUGUGUCACAAAUAAGACAGCAGUCGUCAAUACCAUGUGUGGAUAUAAAACAAUCAAUGAAGAGCGUCUGACUGUUCAGCAUAUUAUAUAUGUCAGAGGAUGCACCAAUGCAGUACUCAUUUGGUUCUUGGACAACUAUGCUAUCAUGGCUGGUAUUCUCCUUGGUAUAUUAUUUCCACAGUUCCUUGGAGUGCUGCUGACUUUGCUUUACAUCACCCGAGUAGAAGAUAUAAUUGCUGAGCACAAGCUUAAUGAGUCACUGCUCGAUGGAGGGCGGCCGAAGACUGACAUUGAAAUCACUGGCACAGGGUGCUGUAUGUGUUACCCUGGGUAAUGCUGGGCAUCCCUCUGAGCCAGACGGAUAGAUGACUAACACUCCUUUGUUAUUGUGCCUUGAAUGCAGUUGGACUGUUAAGCAUAUUGUGAAUUGAGUAGAGAAUA